This is a messenger RNA of Acaulospora colombiana, 809 nucleotides long. Lineage: Eukaryota; Fungi; Glomeromycota; Glomeromycetes; Diversisporales; Acaulosporaceae. The record is from the annotation of a GenBank genome assembly.
AUGUCACCGUUUCCUGAGUCCAAGCACUCGCUGGCCAAGCCCGUUGAUGCUCCACGUCAGAACCAAGUCUUCGAAGGCAAAGUCUCAGUCAAAGCUCCAAACAAACUCUCAAACAAAACUCAGGCCUUUACACCGUCAAAGGAGCAAGAUGACAUUGUCAAGGCUUGUGCGACUUCUAAUGUCAUGGUCUCAGCUCGUCCAGGUUCUGGAAAAACCACCACGAUCAAGGCUAUCCUACAGGAUAAUCCUUCUACCUCUAUGGUUGUCAUCACAUAUUCCAAGAGGCUGCAGGUGGAUACACUCAACAAACUCAUGCCCUAUGGCUUUGAAGAGGACGACAAGGUCCUUCUUGAUCUUCGUCAGAAGAAUGCAAGACCCACCUGGAGAUCCACCGUGGACCUCGUGGUUCUUGAUGAAGUGCAGGACAUGAACGAGAAUUUAUACUGGUUGACCUGUGCUUUCCUUGCCACAGUAUCUAGAAAUCAGGAAAACCCCCCUCGACUACUGUGUCUAGGGGAUCCCAAUCAGGCCAUAUAUGAAUUCAAGGGUGCUGAUUCCCGAUACCUGCAACUCGCCGAAGAUGCCUUCAAGGAUGUCAACCCCUACCCUUGGGAGAAAUUAAGCCUUCCAAAAAGCUUUCGACUUUCUCACCAAACUGCAGCCUUUGUCAAUACUCUCAUCACUGGCACGGAAAAGAUCGAAGGCUCACAUGAUGGACCCAUGCCUAUCUAUUUGCAUGCGGAUUUGGACGAUGCCGAAUCUUUACUCAAAAAGGUUCGCCCUCUAAUUGAACAAUACACCCCGGAGAG